CUUGAUCAGUUACAGCGUCAGUUCUUUCAGAGGUCGGCUGAAGUUGAUGACGAAAAAUCCAAGGUUCAGCAACUAAGAGAUCACAUAAAGAAUGUUAAACAAGAAACUGAUAAUAUUUGUUCAAUUUGUCAAAUGCGAGGAAACGUUAUUGACAGCGAAACGCAUCAACUCAAAACAGCCGAACAAGAGAAGGACCGCCUACGGCAAGAAAUUCGCCGAAUCAGCAAACUCCGGGAGAAUAUUAGAGAGAAGACCAGCCACUUGGAGAAUUUGGCUUUUCAGAAACGUAAUGAACUACAAAAGGUUACGUCAAUGCAGGGUGCAAACAACGAGGCAUUGGGUGCAUGGAUCCAGAAGCUUGAAGCUAGAAACGAUGAUAUGAAAAGUUUGCAGAAGUUUAUAAAGGAGGAUGAUUCCAAACUGAAGGAGCUGAACCUGGAACUGGAACAUUUGACGUCCAAGCGACUUGAAAAGAAAGCCAAAUUGGAUAAUCUCUAUACAAAAUCAAUAGAAAAUCAAGUUGCUCUUAACAGAUUUGGCCAAGAAAUUUCAAUGGCUUAUGUCGAACGGGGACAAGUGCUUGCGCAAUGGGAGAGUGUUGUUGCUCGUAUGAGACAGCAGGAUAGGGAUAUACGAAACCUCACUGAAAUGGUGAACGAAUGUCGACUGAAGCUUACCGAAGCAGAGGAGUCGAAUCAAGAAAAAGAAAGUUUCCUACAGGAGCAACAACAAAGUACGAUUCAAGCUGAACGUUGUUCAGACGAACUUGCACGCACGAUUGGAAAGACGCGGACAGAGCUUGCGGAAAGCGAAGAAAAAAGACAAAACUUUCUUAGCGAGCUUGAAGCCUUCAAACGGACAGUUGAUAGAUUGGCAAGUGAUCUGGAGUCUACCAGGAUAAAUAUUAGCCAGUUGAAAAAGGAGAAAGCCAGAAAAACGGAAAAUCUACAGCAACUACAGGUCACCUUAGGAGCUCUAGAAGAAAAACUUGCCUACGUUGUGGACAGCAAGCGCAGCGCAGAACAGUUAGCCGAUGAGGCGGAUGCAAGUCUGACAGCUGCGGAAGCAAGUCAUGAGCAGAUGACACGGAUUCUAGACAAACUGCGUAGUGAUCGCUUCAAAGCAACUCAGAUUUUGUACAACUUUUCCCUCCCUAAGAACUACGAAAAUCUUUCCGGGGAAUCCAAGAGAUUAAACCAACAACUCCAAGGAGCGAAUGCAAUCCUAAGAAUAGCGAAGUCAAAUCUGGCCGAUUUGGACAGGAAACUGAUGGCGCAGCAUGAAGUAAUGUAUAAACAGGACUUCAAAAUUCAACAACUGGAUCGGCGUAUAGCCCGCAUGCUUGGUGAACAGAUUGAGGACAGCUCUGAGCUACUUCAGGACCAAGUUCGCACUCUCGAGGCGCAACUGGACGAGAGAACCAAUACUGUUAGUUACUUGAGCGGUGAACUGGCAAAUAUACGGCGGGAAGUACACCGAAGAAAACGAGAGGUGCAAGAUUUAUCAGAGAUGAGAACUGUGAAUGAAACCAAGUUACAACACGAUGACUUGGAAGUGGCCGCUGCCAUCAAACACAAGAACAAGCUGACCACUGUCAUACAGAGACUGACAGUUGACCUGAAUUUGGCGCGACUAGAAGUGAGACGCUUGUUGAAAAACUACGAGAAAAGCUCUGGUAAGGUUUUCUGCCUGGAAGCAGCUCGAGAAGAAUUAGAUUGUGCCAUCAAGCAACAUCUGGAACAGUUAUCGCUACGCAACAAGAUGCUCACCAAUGAAACAAGAAUGGCUUCUGAAGACAACAGUAAACUGAAAAUGGAAAUCCAAUCCCGAAAAUCUCACGUGGAAAUACUGAUAAAGAGGUAUGAAAUACUAACCGCGCUGAUGGCACCACCAGAGGGAGAGGAGGAACGAAGUCAGACCUAUUAUGUAAUCAAAGCAGCACAAGAUAAGGAAGCGUUGCAGCGCAAGGGCGAUCAACUCGACGCGGAAACGAGGCAAGCUGAGCAAGAACUGAUUGCACUAGAAAACACACUGGCACUAAUGAAUGGAUGUAACACGCUGUUGCGUCACAGUUAUGCAAAGUUGCCAGACGAUGCGGAGGAACUGACACAGAUGAAGGAGCUCAAAGAAGAGCUACGAAUUCUUUCCAUCAAGCAGCGAUACGACCAAGUCCGUUUGGACGAACUACAGGAGACAGAGAAAGCAAAACUUGAAUGCAAAUCGAAUCUGGAAGCCGAAUUGGAGCUUUACAAAAAACAAAACCAACAACUCACUGCAGAAUUGGAUGGGAAGUCGCGCGACAUUGACAAUCAAAACACUCGAUACAACCGUUCACUUAAAAAAAUGCAAAAGCUGCAAAGUAGCAUUACAAAGAAGCAGAUUCUCGAUGCGGAGCAACACGAAGCUCUCCUGAGGGAUAUCAAGGUGAGAAUGCUCAAGGAACUUGCCGAUAGAAUGAUACAGGAGUUGCUCGCAAGAACAAGAGCGAAUGCACAAAUGAAUGACCAGGCCCAAACUUUACUGUCUGCCUCUGGAUUGCGCUUCAGUACACUCGGUGAACGUCGUGUCAGCCGCGCAUCGAUGAACUCAAACAGCAGUUCAGCAAGAAGUCCAACCAGCAGCCUCAGUACAUCAGCCGGAUCGGGAACGACUUCGCCGUGCCCUUCUCAGCAGGAAUGUCGUGCAUCUUCUGCCAGGAGCGUGGAGAACGCGGCCACACCCUCUGAUUUAAGCGAAGCUUAUGUCAGCCAAAAGCCCAUGAAGGAGCCGAAAACUGUUCGGUCGGUGAAUCUUGGUCAGCAAGCGGUAUUCCCCGGUGAGGCCCGCUCGAAGUCCGGAAGUCAGUCUAGCAGGAGUGCAACCAGCGGGAAAAGUGGCUCCAGUACAGAACGCACCACUCAAGAAAUGUGAAAGCAAUGGAAUGA
This is a messenger RNA of Opisthorchis viverrini, 2924 nucleotides long. RefSeq lists its product as hypothetical. Gene Ontology annotation, cellular component: axoneme. The annotation marks the transcript as partial. The transcript is spliced from 16 exons. Gene Ontology annotation, biological process: cilium-dependent cell motility; cilium movement; inner dynein arm assembly. The record is from RefSeq and is a predicted model, not a curated record. NCBI's taxonomy places the organism in Eukaryota, Metazoa, Platyhelminthes, Trematoda, Opisthorchiida, Opisthorchiidae.